AUGGAGAAACAGAGCAAUUUUUCAUCUUCAUCACCUUCUUGGGUUCGAAGUUCUUGUAUCGGCCAAGGAUGUUUCGGAACAGUAAGCAAAGCCGUUAGUAAAAUCGACGGUGGAGUUUUCGCAGUUAAGUCAGUAGAUCUCGCCACGUGUCUUCCCGCUCAAUCCGAGUCUCUGGAGAACGAAAUAACAAUCCUCCGCUCUCUCAAAUCUCACCCGCACAUCGUGACGUUCCUCGGCGACGACGUAACUAACGAAGGAACGACGUCGUUUCGGAACCUCCACUUGGAGUAUUUACAAAAAGGUGACGUGGCUAAAAUCGUUGACGACGAAACUCUCCUCCGCCGUUACGUUUGGUGCCUCGUCUCCGCUCUCCGUCACGUCCACGCCAACGGAAUCGUUCACUGCGACGUGAAAGCGAAGAACGUCCUCGUCGCCGACGGCGGAAGCUCCGUUAAGCUGGCGGACUUCGGAUCGGCGAUGGAGUUGGAGAAACCGACGGUGGAGAUCGCGCCGCGUGGAAGUCCGCUCUGGAUGGCUCCGGAGGUGGUUAGGAGAGAGUACCAAGGACCGGAGAGCGACGUGUGGUCGCUCGGUUGCACGGUUAUCGAGAUGCUCACCGGAAAACCGGCGUGGGAGGAUCACGGUUUCGACUCGCUGAGUCGAAUCGGGUUUUCGAACGAGUUACCGUUUAUUCCGGCGGGGAGUUCGGAGCUCUGCCGUGACUUCUUGGACAAAUGCUUGAGGCGAGAGAGGAGUAAGAGAUGGAGUUGCGAUCGGCUUCUGGAGCAUCCGUUUCUAUGUCAAGAUCAUCACUCGUUGUUAGCCACCGAGUCGUCUCCGCGUUGUGUAUUGGACUGGGUCGACUCGGAGUUCGAAGAAGAGAGGGAUGAGUCAAGUGUUGAAUCUAUGGUUUCAGCGGUGACGAGGAUCAGUAAAUUAGCAACGACCGGAGGGGUAAUUUGGGAAUCUAAUGGUUGGACUGAGGUUAGAGGCAAUGGUUUCGAAGAGCCAGGGGCAGAAUGGGAAUUAAACUCAUCGGAUUCUACCGGUGAUUCCGGUACACGGACGGUGGAUGAAGACUCGGAGUUGACGUCGGUGAUAACGUGUGAAAUAUUGGUGUUGCUUCCCACAAGCGAAUUCUUCUCCGCCGAUCCUCUUCUCAGUCUCGAUCGACAGUGCGUUCAGGGAGAGAAAACAUGCCGGUCAAAAAAUCGAAACAGGUCACGAGGACACCAUCCACGAUGUCCAAAUGGAUUACUACGGAAAACGAAUAGCAACCGCCUCAUCCGACUGUACAAUAAAAAUAACCGGCGUCAGCAACAACAACGGCGCAUCGCAGCACGUAGCUACACUAACCGGCCACCGCGGUCCCGUCUGGGAGGUCGCAUGGGCCCACCCAAAAUUCGGAUCAAUGCUAGCCUCAUGCUCCUAAGAUGGCCAAGUCAUACUCUGGAAAGAAGGCAUCCAAAACCAAUGGAUACAAGCUCAUGUCUUCACGGACCACAAAACUUCAGUCUUAAACCUUGA
Molecule: messenger RNA, 1527 nt
Organism: Eruca vesicaria subsp. sativa (arugula)
Lineage: Eukaryota; Viridiplantae; Streptophyta; Magnoliopsida; Brassicales; Brassicaceae
Source: the annotation of a GenBank genome assembly